UCUAGCAAAUUUUGAACGGAAUCUCACUAAUUUCCCUACCAAAAGAAAGAAAUCCUCAGUUAGGAAAUCGAAGAAAUCUCUGAAUUCUCUCGACUUAAACAUGUCUAUGAAAAACCGCACUGCAGUGGUAUAUAUUAAGAAUAAAGACUUGAGACCAGUGAAUAGGGUUAACUACGACACACUAGAUCUAUCAGAGAAUUUAGGAAAUCUACUGAAGCCUUCAGAGCACGAUUUUGGGUAUAAAGAAUCGCUGAAAUAUGAUGAUAAAUAAAUAAAAACAAGGGAUGGAGCGUAUUCCUGGAUGUUAUCAACAAGUAUCCUAAAGCUGAACAUGUUAACAAAACUGUCGAAGAAUGUAAACAAAUCAAGGAUACCUCAAGAGAUAUCCACAGACGCAAGAGAAAAAGCAGCAAGAGAAAGUCCAAGGUUGGCAGACUAGCAGCAAGGCUCAAAAAUAAGAAGAACUCUAAGAAUUUUACUAUCAAAUAAAGUUUCUUUUGAGAAUCCUCCUGUGAGCAGCAACCAAUCAAGCGUUGCUAAUAGCCCCAGGAUAAGCCCAUCUGGUUCUUCCAAAGUUCCAGUAGUCGACCUAUUCAACCCAAGUAGGAACGAUCAGACUCUGAAUAAAAUCCGAGAGGAAAAAGUUGGCUUAGAGGAAACUCCCAAAAAGAUCCUCAGAGAAAGAGCCUCAUUUUCGUCAAGAAGGCAAAGACUAAGAAUUUACAAAUAAAAAUUACAAACCAUCUGCUUCACAAGAUUUUGGCAAAACUGGGUACAGAUCUGUCUUCCAUGCUAUAAGCAAUCGGAACAACUGGUUUAUUCACAAGGGCAAAGUCCAGAAAUUAAGCAGCUCGGUUCGGAAAUUACGAAGGAAGAUUAAAAAUUCGCAUUGAUUUCCAAUAAUUAAGGCUCAGUAUGCGAGGUUUAUUCAAUCAUCAAGACAGACCUCUAAGCGGAAGAAUUCAUCUAUAUCUUGGGGUCAAAAGCCGCCUGUCAUAAACGGGAACAUGGGUAGGAUAGUUGAGAUGGCCUUAAGCACUAUUGUGUGACUGAAAAACAAAGAGAUUUCCAAAAUUGACCUCUCAAAGCUAGUGUUAUUCCCCGAAUUCACUAAACCUAGCGCUAAAUACCCUGAAUCGAUAUACACGAAAUUGAAAAGUUUGCAGGAUCAAGGUUGGGAUGAGACCUUGAGGGUACAGUGUAAAGAACAACUGGAAGAAAUUAUUAAUAUCUAA
Messenger RNA from Moneuplotes crassus, 1235 nucleotides. The record is from the annotation of a GenBank genome assembly. NCBI's taxonomy places the organism in Eukaryota, Ciliophora, Spirotrichea, Euplotida, Euplotidae.